AUGGAUAUAGUCGAUAAAUAAGACGAUCAAGUUAGUAACCACUCAGAAAAUUUACCUGAGAAGCCUUUAAUCAACAGAGAAAUCAAGCACGAGAUCCAAAUCUUCAAUGACCUUGAUGCUUCAGAUAUUAGAAUGGAACAGCUCAAUUUUCUAUUAUCGAAUAGAUCCUAGUCUAUUAGUGCUUCUAAUUCACAGUAUGGAGGAAGUAAAAAAGGCAAAACUUAAAACAUCACUGCUCAUUUGAAAUUUCCGAUUGGUGGAACUGCUCCUUAACCAGUAUAGUCGAGGACAUCUAAAGGCAACUAACUGGAUAAGCUUGUUACUUAUAUUGGAACUCAAAAAUUAUCUUUUAACAAUAGACGUGGCAGAGACCCACUAAACAAGACGUAACCGAUAGAUUAGAGAUUUAAAGAAACUGACUAUAAUACGAAUAAAGAUGAGCUCAGUCAGAGCAACAUUCCUAUUACAGAGGGCGAUUAGACUUCAGAACAAAGAAAAAACAGUUACUACAGUCCAAAUCUAAAGUUCAAAAGAAUGAGAGGACAGAGAAGAUCAACUAAUGACGAUCUACAAAUGAACACUACUAUGAGAUCUUCAAUGGUCUCUAAAACGCUAAACUGCUCCAAGACUAACUUGGUAGAUUAUCCUCACUAAAGUAAAAUAUUCCAACACUAUAAUCCUGUUGGUCCAGCUGACUAUACACUGCCAAAACUAUUUACAGAUGGCAAGCACACCAUUGUCGACUCAAAAAUCAAGAAUAAGCCUAGUUAUUCAUUCGGGCAGAAACACUCAGUGAAUGCAAUUAUCUCAAGUUAGCACAAGUAAGAAUUGCUUGGAAAAGACUCUCCAGGAGUAGGAUUUUAUGAAUCUAAAGACAUACGAACUAUUAAUGAGUCUUCUUUGAAAAACUACGAACAAUAUCAAUCAACCUCUCAGUAAAAGAACGAUUUAAGUCAGUCUCCUAGUAGACUGGGGCAUAAAUAGAUUCUUUCAUAGUUUGGUUCUAGCGAGAGGUUCUUCUUAUUUGAGAAUCAAAGAAAGCUAUGGGAGUAAGUCCCUAUCCAAUACGACUAGAAUUAGAACUCAGGUCUUCUUCAAAAAUCCUUCGUAAAUGAAAAAAUGCAUGAGUUUAUUGCUGAUAAAAAUCAUCCAGACUAUGGUCCACAGCAUAGAAAAACUAAAAUAUUUGGAGUUGUCCUAGAGAAAUUUGACAAUGAGGUGGGACCAGGUACUUACGAGAUAUAGACUAAGUAUUCAGACUUCAAUAAGUAAAAUACUUCAGGUGUUUAUCACAAGAAGUCAAAGUCAAUAUUUAACAAAGAUUUGACUUAGGUUUUAAAUCCAAUUCCAGAUAGAUUUGAACAUACUAAGAGAGUUUUUUGCAGAGAGUGGAAAGUAGAUCAUAUCAAUAAGGAAUCACAGGGUCCAGGCAUUUAUGACAUCAUUAAUGUUAAAAUCUAAAAGCCAGCAGACUUUUCCUUCCCCAAACUAGAUAGAGGACUAUUGACACUUACUAAGAAUAAUUCACCAAGUCCUACAUCCUAUAAUGCUGUUGAUUUGGACUGGGCUAAUGAUUAGUUUGCUGUCUCCAAUGGAAUACAGACUUAUAAAUUAAAAGAUAACACUAAUAGCGUUAAUGUAAACACCAAUACAAGUGGAUUUAACAAUACAGUAGCUGAAAAUGAUCUUUCAAUUUAAAAGGCAUGA
Molecule: messenger RNA, 1707 nt
Organism: Stylonychia lemnae
Lineage: Eukaryota; Ciliophora; Spirotrichea; Sporadotrichida; Oxytrichidae
Source: the annotation of a GenBank genome assembly